UUCUAUUCUUGUUCAGCAUGGGAAAUAUCUUAUCGGAUGGAUCAAUAAGGGAUGGCGACAUGAACGCUAUAUGGAAAAUAACGCAAGAUAAGGCUUUUGACUUUAACGAUCCGAUCUGGACAGAAGUCUUCGAAGUAAAGGGCUAUCUGCAGUCCAUAAGUAAGUCCCACCUCCAUACAAUCACCACGAAUUGGAGUCGAGAAAUGAAAAAAUACCGUUACCACGCACAAUUUCGGUACUUUCAUUCAACAUAUGAGUCAAGUUGUAAUUGUAGUUCCUCGAAGACUAUUGAAGUUUGUUUCUAACGAUGACUAUCUGGAUAACGUCCAGAAAGCUACAAAUGCUCUUUUUCUUGCUCGCUGCUUCCUGAACACCUUUAUGAAGGAGUGCACAGAUGAGGAGCUGCUGGAAAUCUUCGAAGUUCCAAAGAUCUCCGAUGCCAUCAUCACUCCCUCCAAUUAUUCUCGCGCAACUCUUAUUCGUACAUAUGGGAAGACGUCCUACACACUCAUUGAAACGGUGGUGGAUGUAAUCGUGUCGCAUUCCCCCCAGCAGCAAACCAACAAACUCUACAUGGAAGCUAUGGGCGUUCUUAUCACCUUAUUCUCUCGAAUGCUCCGAAACAACGACAUCGACCACGCCAUUUCCGCGGUUUCUCCCUACUAUUCUCCCUACUUCUUUUUGGACCUUCUAUUCAUUUGUUCCGGAAUGCCCCUCAUCGCUGAAACUCCCGCUACGAGACGGAAAGACGUCCCCCACUGGUCCGCCGUGCUGAUCAUGUCGCUGCUUCGCCGCAUGUGUCAAAACGACGUAGACAAGCUCGACUCCGCGAUGUAG
This is a messenger RNA of Blastocystis hominis, 837 nucleotides long. RefSeq lists its product as hypothetical. Lineage: Eukaryota; Bigyra; Opalinata; Blastocystidae. The transcript has 5 exons. The record is from RefSeq and is a predicted model, not a curated record. The coding region runs from base 253 to 837 and encodes 194 amino acids.